Manis pentadactyla (Chinese pangolin) is the source of this 6182-nucleotide messenger RNA. It is a transcript of the gene CERT1, whose product is annotated as ceramide transporter 1. Lineage: Eukaryota; Metazoa; Chordata; Mammalia; Pholidota; Manidae. The transcript has 18 exons. Bases 399 to 2270 code for a protein of 623 amino acids. Gene Ontology annotation, molecular function: phosphatidylinositol-4-phosphate binding. The record is from RefSeq and is a predicted model, not a curated record. Gene Ontology annotation, cellular component: Golgi apparatus. Gene Ontology annotation, biological process: ER to Golgi ceramide transport.
GGACAGGCAGGAAGAUGGCGGCGGUAGCGGAGGUGUGAGUGGACCUGGGUCUCUGGAGCUGGAUUUUCUCUCCCUUUUACAUUCCUCUUCCUUCUCUGUUUGAGAUUGGCAUCGAGAGAACUGAGUUCGGGUGGUGGCGGCGGGCGCAGCGCAGAGGUCACGGCGACGGCGGCAGCUGACGGCUGGAAGGGCAGGCUUCUUUCGCCGCUCGUCCUCCUUCCCGGUCCGCUCGGUGUCAGGCGCGGCGGGCUGACUUAGUCCCUCUUCCAGCUCCCCCCGCGCCGGAGCGGGCACUUUUCUCUUCACCAUCCUCUGACCCUUCACCCCGGGUACUGGGCGCCUCCUCCCGCUGAGCUCGGGGAGCGGGGGCCGGUCUCCUGCUCGGCUGUCGUGCCUCCAUGUCGGAUAACCAGAGCUGGAACUCGUCGGGCUCGGAGGAGGAUCCGGAGACGGAGUCCGGGCCGCCUGUGGAGCGCUGCGGGGUCCUCAGCAAGUGGACAAACUACAUUCAUGGGUGGCAGGAUCGUUGGGUAGUUUUGAAAAAUAAUACACUGAGUUACUACAAAUCUGAAGAUGAGACAGAGUAUGGCUGCAGAGGAUCCAUCUGUCUUAGCAAGGCUGUCAUCACGCCUCAUGAUUUUGAUGAAUGUCGAUUUGAUAUUAGUGUAAAUGAUAGUGUUUGGUAUCUUCGUGCUCAGGAUCCAGACCACAGACAGCAUUGGAUAGAUGCCAUUGAACAGCACAAGACUGAAUCUGGAUAUGGAUCUGAAUCUAGCUUGCGUCGACAUGGCUCAAUGGUGUCACUUGUAUCUGGAGCAAGUGGCUAUUCUGCCACAUCCACCUCUUCUUUCAAGAAAGGCCACAGUUUACGUGAGAAAUUGGCUGAAAUGGAAACCUUUAGAGAUAUCCUAUGUAGACAAGUUGAUACUCUACAGAAGUUCUUUGAUGCCUGUGCUGAUGCUGUCUCCAAGGAUGAACUACAAAGGGAUAAAGUGGUAGAAGAUGAUGAAGAUGACUUUCCUACAACACGUUCUGAUGGAGACUCCUUGCAUAAUACCAAUGGCACUAAGGAAAAGUUAUUUCCACAUGUGACACCAAAAGGAAUUAAUGGUAUAGACUUUAAAGGGGAGGCGAUAACUUUUAAAGCAACUACUGCUGGAAUCCUUGCUACACUUUCUCAUUGUAUUGAACUAAUGGUAAAACGUGAGGAUAGCUGGCAAAAGAGAUUGGAUAAGGAAACUGAGAAGAAGAGAAGAGUAGAGGAAGCAUACAAGAAUGCUAUGACAGAACUUAAGAAAAAAUCCCACUUUGGAGGACCAGAUUAUGAGGAAGGCCCAAACAGUCUGAUUAAUGAAGAAGAGUUCUUUGAUGCUGUUGAAGCUGCUCUUGACAGACAAGAUAAAAUAGAACAGUCACAGAGUGAAAAGGUCAGGUUACAGUGGCCUGCAUCUAUGCCAUCUGGAGAUGCCUUUUCUUCUGUGGGGACUCACAGAUUUGUCCAAACGCCCUAUAGUCGCUCUUCCUCCAUGUCUUCCAUUGAUCUAGUCAGUGCCUCUGAUGAUGUUCACAGAUUCAGCUCCCAGGUUGAAGAGAUGGUGCACAACCACAUGACGUAUUCAUUACAGGAUGUAGGUGGAGAUGCCAAUUGGCAGUUGGUUGUAGAAGAAGGAGAAAUGAAGGUAUAUAGAAGGGAAGUGGAAGAAAACGGGAUUGUUCUGGAUCCUCUGAAAGCUACCCAUGCAGUUAAAGGCGUUACAGGACACGAGGUCUGCAAUUACUUCUGGAAUGUUGAUGUUCGCAAUGAUUGGGAAACAACUGUAGAAAACUUUCAUGUCGUGGAAACAUUAGCUGAUAAUGCAAUCAUCAUUUAUCAAACGCACAAGAGAGUGUGGCCUGCUUCUCAGCGAGAUGUAUUAUAUCUUUCUGCCAUUCGCAAGAUACCAGCCUUGACUGAAAAUGACCCUGAGACCUGGAUAGUUUGUAAUUUUUCUGUGGAUCAUGAGAGUGCUCCUCUAAACAAUCGAUGUGUCCGUGCCAAAAUAAAUAUUGCUAUGAUUUGUCAAACAUUGGUAAGCCCACCAGAGGGAAACGAGGAGAUUAGCAGGGACAACAUCCUGUGCAAGAUUACAUAUGUAGCUAAUGUGAACCCUGGAGGAUGGGCACCAGCCUCAGUGUUAAGGGCAGUGGCAAAGCGAGAAUAUCCAAAGUUUCUAAAACGUUUUACAUCUUACGUCCAAGAAAAAACUGCAGGAAAACCUAUUUUGUUCUAGUAUUAACAGUGACUGCAGCAAGGUUGUGUGACAUUCCAUGUUGGAGAAAAGAACAAAAGGCAAAAUUGAAUGCUCUAAGCUGGAAUAGGAUCUAUAGCCUUGUCUAUGACCCAACACCAUGGUCUGGUGUACAAAAAUGAAGAAAUACUGCAAUAGCAAAGCUGAACAUCUAACACUAACUGUCUCCUGCUAUAUCUCCUCGCUCAGCGCAUAACUAUCAAUACAUGUAAAAUUACAUGUACAUGGCUAUAUUUUUAUUUGCUUGCUCCUGGAAGAAAAAAAUCAACUUUGAAUCACAACUAAGAUUGAUGCUUUAAUUUUUGGAAAAUUUUUCAGAAUUUUUAAUUUACUGUGGUCCGGCCUAAGGUCCUCAUUUAUAUCAGGUUUGUUCACAAAUGGAAAGCACAGAAGUUGAAUGCACAUGGGGUAUGUGCUUCUUGUGUGACAAGGAUCUGGAUGGGGUUCUUCUUUCAGGCCUAUAGUCAAAUCUGUAUCCAGAAUUUUUUGACUUUUUUGCUUUGUAUAAUCAUAGAAUUCAUUGCUGCUGAUUUCUAUAAUGAUUCAUGUUAUGUAAUGUCUCUCUUAAUAACUGAGGGCUGUCAGUAACCUGUGAUUUUUGCCUUUCUAGUCUUACUCCCAUGAAGAACCUGGUUCUGAUGGAGAAAGAUGAAAAUGAAAAGUGUAAUUUUUUUCCCCAGAUAUCUUUAUAUUUCUGUUGUAUUUUUAGUUGGUGGUACUGUGUGCUACAGAAUUGUUUCAGUUUGUUUACAAACAAUUUGGUAAUUCCUAAAUUGUUCUGCCUGCCUCCAAACAAGCAUACAAAUCUCGUUGGCAUAAACUACUUUCUAGUAAAAUGGUCAGGAUAAAAUGGGCUCAUGCUUUCCUGAAAUUUAAAAGAGGAUAUACGAUAUUAGUUUUUAAAGCAAAUCAAACUGUUUGAGUCUGACAUUUGAUUUAAUAUUUCUAGUGUUUGGUAACAGGUAUGUUUGUUCUUUAAUUUGGGUUGGUUUAAAAAGAUACGUUGCAAGAUCUGCAUAGAAAAUAUGAGUGGUGCUCUGGUUUGCUUCUUGAUCAGAAACUUUAGCACAGCAGUAAAGGAUUCCAAGUGAUUCAAACUGAAAGUCUUUCUUUAGUUACUCUAAGAACUUAAAUGUAAAAUACCUUUUUUAGUUUUAGGUCUCUGUGAACAACCUUGAAUCCUGGAGUUGGGGCAAGGAAUGGUACUCACUGAAGUAGCAAUGAUGGCCCACUUCAUAAUCUUCAGUGUGUUUAACACAAAUGUGCUUAUUACAUGAAUCAGGUGCGUUUGUAGAUGCUUCGCUGAUGGUCAUCUCUAUAGAAACAACACAGAAGUCAAGACACAUUUUAUAAAGCAGAAAGUCAUGUCACAUAGAACAUGUCCUGUAUAUAUUUCCUACAUGGUAAUGGAGUCUUAAUGAUAAAUGCAAGGUGAUAAUUUAAUGAUGGGAUUCGUCUGAUCACUUAAUAUGCACAAUCCUGGAAGUGAAUUACUUGCAUCAGAUAUAAUGGUAUUUAUUAUUCUGUAUAUAGAGAAAAAUACUUAUAAAACAUAUGCUUACAUUACAUGCACGCAGAUAUCAUGCUCCAUAAAUCUUUUCUAUUUUUUAAUUUACCUUUCUCUAAAUGAUGUGCAUGGAAUAUGCCUUAUUACAGAAAAAUGCUGUUCAUAAUUUGACUACGUGGAAAAGUGCCUAUAUGGUGGUAAUGCUAGUAAGGCAAAUAAGACAAAUGAUCACAUCAGUUUACUACAUCACCAGUUAAUGUUUUGUAUCGUGAUGUUUAAAAAAGAAAAAUUUAUACCUCAAAUAUGUAUUUUAUUUUACAAUCAGCUGUGGGUUGGGUUGGGUUGGGAGUAUGGGAGGGCUGGGGGGAGAAGGUUUAUUCACCAUAGCCACUGAUGGGAAUGUUCAAAAAUAGAAUUCUAUAGGCCCACAUAAAUGUUUCUCUGUUUGCUAUUUCUGGUAACUAUCAUGAACAUGGACAAGUAACUUUCAUAACUAAAUUGGAUAGCUGUAUUUUACAAAGGUAUGGAAAGCUUACAAAGUAGUAUCUAAAUCUAAUUAUCAUUAGUUACAUUUGCACUAACUAAAUGUUAAUUAUGUACUUUUGCAAUUCUGUAAAUAAAAUGAUUACACUGAAAAUGUUUGUAUCAAAAGAAGAAAAGAAAACUUUUCCUUUAGGUAACUGCACUGGUAUUUCACUAGAGCUCAUCCCUUCCAGUCAGACUUAGAAAUGAGUUGGGGAAUAUGAAUAGAGUUGAAAAUAGGUACUAGCAUUUUAGACAAUAUUCAAACCCUCUAGAAUUAUUUCUGAUGGCUAAAUCCUACAUACUGAACAUUCGUGAUUUCUUAUCCACAGUUAUUUUCCUGUCCCUGAGCCAAAAAUUAAUUUCAUCCUUUUAUUCUCUUUGCUACUCAGUUACUUGUUUGUACUGUGGUGGAUGGAGACUUGAAAACUAUGGGUGAUGAGGGGUUCUGUCCGUGAGUGCCCACUGUACAGGCCAGGAGAGCACAGAAUUUCACGUGGAAUUCAGGACUCCUGACUUUGGUUUGCACAGGGGCAGCCAGACCAAGGAGGGGGAUGGCUGAAGGAGAUAAAAAAUUCAAAAUAAGGAAAAGGAGGAAUGGGUUUGCCAUUUGUUCAGUUUCGUCAACUAAUUUAUACACCUAUACAACAUUGGAGUCAAUUCCUAUUGAUAAAUUUUUAGUUGGGCUGAGCUGGUUUGCUUGUGAAAUAGUACUGGGUAUCUUUAAGCUUAUCAAUUGUUUGUCCAGUUAAACACUUUCACCAGUAUUUAGUCCAAGUUGUACAAAUGAUGUAUUUGGAUUAUUGUCAUUUUUCACCUACAAACUCAAAACAUAAUCAUUUUAAAGUACCCUGGGAGUGUGUAGAGUGUUAACUAUUAUAUAAUAGCUUUAUGAUCCUGAUGAUGUUUUUAAAAAAAUUAAGUUGGAUCUUCCAUGUUACAAUCACAAAAUUGAAACCAGUAUUUAAAAGUGGAGAAGUAUUAAAAUAUUAUGGACAAAUGUGCUCGUUUGAUUUUUUUUUCUUAACCCCAAGAUACUGCCCUGCAUAAUUCUCUAGUAGUUAUGAGCUUAAAAUACUCCAGUGUUCAUAAAAAUUUAGGUUGUAACCCAGUUAGGGAUCAAGAAAACUAUUAAUGAGUUACAAACAAUUCCUUUUUUAACAUAGUACAGAGUGGAGCAGAUUAAGUACAUAGCAUGUAAUAAAGGUAAAUAAUUGUGAAUCUUUUUUCGUAUGUAUAUGUGUGUGUGAUGGCUUACAAUUUAAAGUGAAUUACUAUGGAUCCUGGUCCAAAACUCUUUUAAAAUUCUAGACAGUGAAGCCGUAUACAGUUGGGUGUCUCUAAACACAGGCACACUUAAAAUUCAACUACAUGCAUUGGCUAUAAAUAAAUCAUCCCUCAUUUAUUAAAUAAUACGGCCAAGUCCACUUGUUAACACUUAGGGAAUUUAUGCCUUAGAACAACUGAGAUGGAUUUGCAGUUCACUCAGUCAUUGGGUUCCUCCAUGGUUUUAUUGAAGGGCUCUGAACAUACUUUUUUACUAGUGUUCAAAGAUACAUACCAUCCAAACAAGAUGAAUCUGGUGGGAUGUUGGAGAGAAAAUCUGGCCGUUGUGUUGGAUUUAUUUAUUUCACAGAAGUAGUAUGUGGUCCUCAAAACUUCUUAAGGAGUUUUCAAGUGCAUUUUUAACUAGAUGCAGUUUUUGUGUUAGGCUUGACUUUGGAAUAGAACCUGCAAAUAAUGUGUAGUUAUAACUAGCCAUUUUAAAUAGUAUCUUACAGAUUUUGCUGUUGAACUAGAUGACAACAUGACUUGUAUUCUUAUAGCAUGUGCAUUGUUGACCCAUUAAAACAAGUUUUCUGUGA